GCCUUAAUCCACCAGUACCUCUCUCUCUCUGUCUCUCUCUUAACAAAAAAAUGGCUUUCACACUUCGUUCUUCAACUUCUUUUCUCAAUUUAAAAGACACAAAAAGUUUCGAAACACCCAAUGACUUCCCUGGCAUGGUUUGUUUUGCACAAAUCAAGCCAUCUUGCCAUCUCCGAGCAAAGAAUUCAACGCAAGAAGCUCAAGUCUCACGUGAGACAACCUCGCCUUUGGAAGGUAGGAGAAAUGGGCCGAGAGAACAGCUUCAUGAGCUAUCAGGAGGUCAUAGAAAAAAUGACUCAAGAGUGCCCGUGUUUGUGAUGCUACCCCUUGACACCGUAUCGUUUGGGGGAAGCUUAAACAAGCCACGAGCAAUGAAUGCUAGCUUGAUGGCCUUGAAAAGUGCAGGAGUUGAAGGAAUAAUGGUUGAUGCUUGGUGGGGGCUGGUAGAGAAAGACGGGCCUUUGAAGUAUAAGUGGGAAGGGUAUGCCGAGCUUGUGAAGAUGGUGCAAAAGCAUGGUUUGAAGCUCCAAGUUGUCAUGUCUUUCCAUCAGUGCGGUGGAAACGUUGGAGACUCUUGCAGUAUUCCUCUACCCCCAUGGGUGCUCGAAGAAAUCAGCAAGAAUCCUGACCUUGUCUACACGGACAGAUCAGGCCGGAGGAAUCCGGAGUACAUUUCCUUGGGUUGUGAUUCAUUACCGGUGCUCAGAGGAAGAACUCCCAUUCAGGUCUACUCUGAUUACAUGAGGAGUUUCCAUGACAGAUUCAAGGAUUACUUGGGAGAGGUUAUUGUGGAAAUUCAAGUGGGGAUGGGCCCCUGUGGAGAGCUAAGAUAUCCAUCCUAUCCAGAAAGCAAUGGGACUUGGAAGUUUCCUGGAAUUGGAGAAUUCCAAUGCUAUGACAAGUAUAUGAGAGCUUCACUGGAAGCAGCGGCUGAGGCAAUCGGGAAGAAAGACUGGGGGAGUAGUGGGCCUCAUGAUUCUGGCCGAUACAAACAAUUCCCUGAAGAGACCGGAUUCUUCAGAAGAGAUGGGACAUGGAAAAGCGAGUACGGGCAGUUUUUCCUAGAAUGGUACACCGGAAAGCUAUUAGAGCACGGGGACAGGAUCUUAGGAGCUGCUGAGGGAAUAUUCCGAGGAACUGGUGCCAAGCUAUCCGGAAAAGUAGCUGGAAUUCAUUGGCACUACAGAACAAGAUCUCAUGCUGCUGAAUUAACAGCAGGAUACUACAAUACUCGACAUCGAGAUGGUUACCUACCAAUAGCACGAGUGUUUGCCAAACAUGGAGUGAUAUUCAAUUUCACGUGCAUGGAAAUGAAAGACAGGGAACAACCAGAGAGCGCAAACUGCUCACCAGAAGGGUUAGUUCGGCAAGUGAAGAUGGCAACUAAAACUGCUGGAACAGAACUUGCAGGAGAGAAUGCACUGGAAAGGUAUGAUGCAGGUGCAUAUGCACAAGUUACGGCAACGAGUAGAUCAGAUUCUGGAAAUGGAUUGAGUGCAUUUACAUAUCUAAGAAUGAAUAAACAGCUGUUUGAAGGCGAGAAUUGGAGGCACUUGGUGGACUUCGUGAAGAGCAUGUCAGAAGGUGGUCGGAACACAAGACUUCCAGACAGUGACUCGAGCAGGACAAAUCUUUACGUUGGAUUUAUCAAAGAGCAUAAUGUUAAGAAGAAAAAUGAGGUUGCCCUCGUGUAAAGUAUAUGUUCAUUUUCAUGUAUGAUGGUGAAUAGUUUAAUCCAAUGUAGAGUAGUGAAGAAAAGAAAAAAGGAGCAGAAAAGGAAAAGCAUAUGAUAAGUGUGUGUUAUAUAUUUGGCAUAACUGACCUAGCUUUGAAGAUUGUCAAGGACUAAAAAAAUAUAUAUAGAAUGAACUGUAUAUCCAUUUCCACAUCAUGAAUGAGGAAAUUUGUAAUUCGCCAUUGUUCA
Molecule: messenger RNA, 1924 nt
Organism: Cornus florida
Lineage: Eukaryota; Viridiplantae; Streptophyta; Magnoliopsida; Cornales; Cornaceae
Product: beta-amylase 3, chloroplastic
Exons: 4
Coding region: 51-1694 (547 amino acids)
Biological process (GO): polysaccharide catabolic process
Molecular function (GO): beta-amylase activity
Source: RefSeq, a predicted model, not a curated record